Messenger RNA from Penaeus monodon (black tiger shrimp), 4096 nucleotides. RefSeq lists its product as uncharacterized. Lineage: Eukaryota; Metazoa; Arthropoda; Malacostraca; Decapoda; Penaeidae. The coding region runs from base 596 to 2860 and encodes 754 amino acids. Gene Ontology annotation, molecular function: peptide binding; G protein-coupled receptor activity. Gene Ontology annotation, cellular component: membrane. Gene Ontology annotation, biological process: G protein-coupled receptor signaling pathway. The transcript is spliced from 3 exons. The record is from RefSeq and is a predicted model, not a curated record.
GCUUGGUGUCGGACGAAGCUUCUCACUCAUUCCCUUGCUGUUCGUGUGUUUAUCCUCGCUUUCCUUUCUUGUUUUGUGUUGCUACUUAUAUUAAUAAGUGAAAGAAACAUGUGCAAGCUGUUUGGCGAGACGGUUACAGUAGUGGAUCCUUGAAUGAAACGCUCGUCAACAAAUAUAAACAAAGGCAGAAAUCUCUCAAGUCUGUGCGAUUCUCGAGUUCAGACUAAACACGAGUUACGGUAAAUGUUCCCUAGGUGUGUCUGGAUGGCCGAGUCGGAAGCGCGAUGACCUGGCUACGCCUGAGGACCUGACCGGAUGAACUCAAGAAUGAUGCCCAGACCUGACCCGUCUGGAGGAAUGGUCUCUCGAGAUGUCUCCUUCUGCGCCCUGGAUCACUGCUGCUUUCGCAAGACACGGUGCAAAUCUUUCUUUAAAUGAUGACAGUCGGGGUAUACACACCGCCUUUGAAGGACUGGCUAACUGGCAUAAGAAAAGUUCUGAAAUACUUGAAAACCGGUGGACAUACAUUCUUUGACUGAGCGUCCUCUGAACUCAAGACUUUUGACAGAAAGACGAAGACAUUAAAUAGAUCAAAAUGUGUGAGGGCUAUCAGUUCAACCUCGUCUUCGACUUCGAGUGGAUCAACGGGACUCUGGUGCCCACCGUGAGGCCCGUCCUGAAACCCUGUCCUGAGGAUCCUCGGCCCAUCAUCGCCGGGGUGUUCCUCUCCCUCAUCUUCGUCGGGGCGUUCUUGCUGAACAUGGUGGUGGUGGUGACGGUGGCGACGAGCUACACACUCAAGCGGUUCCUCUACUGCCACAUCCUCAUCAACCUCUGCGUUACGUGCAUGAUCGACUGCAUCUUCAACCUCACCAUCUCCAUCGGGUAUGUGACGUCGGCGCCCUGGAGGUUCGGGUACUCAAUGAGCUUCUUCAAUGGCUUCACGAUCAAUAUGCUUAACAGCGAGAUGGGUUUCGCCGUUUUGCUGUUGGCCGUUGACCGACUCGCCGCAGCCAAGAAAUAUAUGCGAUACCUAAACCUGAAUGAAUGCAAAAUAGGGUUGGUGAUUGGCUUCACCUGGGUGGUUGCCUUUGCGCUAGCUUCUCCCAUCGCGUGUGGCUUCAUCUUUAGCAUACCUUAUAGGAAUAGGUAUUCCUGUUCGGUCGCGGACCCACACGAUGAUUAUUACUUAAUCGUUCACUUUAUCUUGGUCGUUGUCUUCUGCACCAUAACCAUGAUCGUCCUCACGGUGAUCACUUCUGUGACCUUCCAUCGGGAACGCAAGAAACAAAAAAAGAUCAAGGGCAACCAGACAAUGGGCUAUUUCGACCAAAUCCUGAUGACGCCUUAUUUCAGGACCGAGUUCUAUCCUGCAGUUUUCUCCAUCUGUAUUGUUGUGGCCUACUUGCUUCUGUGGCUUCCCUUCACCGUGACCACGACCGUCGGGCCCAUGUUCUCACAGCACUGGGCGAACAAGACAACCGAAGAGUCGGACAGUGAUUCUUACAGCAUCUUUGACCCAAAAGAUCGAGACGGGAUCAAGAGACGGGCGAUGCUGGACGAGAGUCAGCUGCUUUCUCUCAAUAAUACGAUGAGUCCGAAUGUAACUUCUGAAAUGGCCAGCAAGAUGAACAACAUGACCAUGAACGAAAAUCUCAUUCCAGAGGUCGUCGACACACCUGUCUCCGACACUGUGUUCAUAUGGUUCCAUUAUAUCUUCGAUAUUUUAGUGCCAAUUCUAGUAUUUAUAGUCUUGAAGGAUGUGCGGGCCAAGUGCGAAAGCCUCAUUAUGUGCUGUAGGCCCAAUUCCGUUGAUGUGGCGUCGCCCAAGCCAAUGCGGCCUCCUUAUCUGAAGCAGAUGUCGACUCCUGGCACGGCAGAAAAGGAGUCGGGAUCCAAGCCAAAGAGGCAGAAGGGCAGCGGCAAGAACACCAUUGGAUUCAAGACGCCAAUUCUGUUCGCCACCUCCGAGGGCCUGCACAUUAGGACGGUGGAGGAGACUUACCUUGACAUGAUUGACAACAAGCCCCUCAUAGGCUUCAGUCGGCAGAACACGUCCGAACCUGUCUUUACCUACGAUUUGUGCGACGUCAUGCUCGGCUACGAAGACCUCACGGACUUCGACGGGCAGUACCACAUCGACGACAACUACGACAACUACGACAGGGACUCCAUCACGGCGGACCUGGCCCAGAGCAAUCCGGUGGUGAUGGGCGCCAACAGGGCCGCCAUGGGCCAGAGGCCGCAGAUCAUCAGCGAGGACGAGGACGACAUUCCUCCCGACGUGGAGAUCCGGCCGCCGACGCCGCCGAAAGUUCAGAUCGUCGGAAACGAACCGGCCGUGAACCUCGGCGACGACAUGGACCUGGACGCCAAGAGAAGCAAGAAGGGCAAGAAGGUGGUGAGGUUCGCCACGAUGCUGAACGAGGAGAUCCCCCGCCUGGACAGCCCCGACAGCAGCUCCGGCCUCGACUCCUCCAGCGCCAGCGCCGGCUCCAGCGACUCCGGGAUCAUGGCCGACAACGAGCGCUCGUCCGCCACCCCUCACGACGAGGACAGGAAGCCCAGAUUCAGCGUGAACCGCAGCCGGAACGCCCAGAGGCCUCCCGCGGGUUCCGAACCGGCGAAGCCACCGAACCAGCCUCCGAGAAGGCCUCAGCCACCUGCCAAGAAGGGCCCCUCGGCGCCCAAGAAGGUCGUCGCUUCGAAAGUUCGCAACAUUAAGAGUCGACACAUGCAGAACAUGAACGGCUCGCUCUCGUCGCUGGAGGGGCGGUCCGCGCAGGCCGGCAGAAGGUUCUCGAAGCCCGGAGCGAAGCCCGAGGGCUCUUCGUCGUCCAAGAACACCCCGAAAAGAUAGCAGAAGGGGACACCCCAGCCUACAGAUUUCGGGCCACGUGCCACAGAGAAACCCGAGAAACCGAAGUGGAGAGAUUGAGGACUCGGGUGUCUCUCGGAAGCCUCACGGAGCCAACUUAGGCGGGUGUCCAAGAACGGCUGUGAGGGUUUUGCAAUAGAGUUUCCUCCGGUCGAUUAUGCAGGUGAACAGCGAUGGACUGGUGAGAAAUACAGCAUACAAGAAAGGAAUAAAGUAAACAUACAUACAUACAUAUAUACACACACUUGCAUGUAUUUAUGCAAGUAACAAAGAUUCUUCGCCAAGUCAUAUCAUAUUAUCGGAAUUUCUUAACACGGUGCCAGAAGGCUUGCAGGCUUGCUAAUUUUACCCUUGCGGCAUCAAUAGCAACACGCACCAAUGCUGCACGAGAAGUGAACAAUGUAUGUGUCAAAUGACGUCGGCACCAGGAGUGUACUGGCACCAGCUAAUGCCUGCAACUUGUGGACAAUAACAAGUCUGAACCCAAAGCUUAUAUAUAAAUAUAUUUCUUCUUAUAGUGAUGUGGUAAAAAUGAGAUGAAAAAUAAUGGUAAUCUACAAAGAUAUUGAAUUGUGAUAGAAAACUGGCACCAUCCAUACAAUAUUGGUAUACCUUUUCCCCUUAAUGAUUAUGCGGUUUCACGAAGGAUAUAGUAUAUGAUAUUUCCUGCAACAUGCAAAAUUGCAAAUCAUUUAACAUUCUUAUAUACAGUGUUUGUGAAAACUCACCUAAAUUCUUCACAUUUCACAAGGGAAACAUAAAAGCACAUCACUCAGUCGGGUUAAGUCACAUAAACACCUGACAUGUAUGAAUGUUUUGGUCGAAAAUAUAUUGUAAUCUUAUGUUGAAGUAAGGUUCGUAUUUUAUUACUAUUCUUUACUGAUACAGUACGAUGGUGCUCGUUAUUUGUACCGGGUGAUUUAUGACGAAGAGUUUAUAUUUUAUGAUAAGCGAAUGUUAAUGAGAAAGUAUGAUAUUCACUGCACAGUACAAUGACAAUCGCAAAAAUAUUGCUAGUCAUAGAAUCAUGUGAUAAACAUUCGAAUUUUAGAGGAGGAAGAAGGAGUCUUGCGUUGUUGCCAAUCAUUAUGUUUCGUUGAACUUUACUAAAGGAGAGAUAAUAUAUGUGAUGUGGGUGAAGGUUGUAACCUUGAAUCUCAAGAAUUUACUGAAUGUACAAAUAUGUGUGAUUGAAAUAGUAAACACUCUUAAAGAGAA